AUGGAAUUUCUUAUACGAAAAUUGCAAUAUUGGAAAAGCUAUUCCUAUUCGGAUUCUCGCCCCAAAUCAGUUGAUUGUCAACAAACAACAAACUGUCAAAUUGUGGCGGCAUUUCUAUCUGCUUCGCCGCGAUGGGCAGUUGCGUUGGAUAAGUUGCAAAAAACAUCUGCAUUUUGUUAUAGAAAUAGACAUAUUCGUGCGUUAUUUACAUCGCUCAUUAUGCGACGAAGUAGUGCUCCGUCGAUGAAACGUCCCGGCGAACCGGUACAAAGGUUACAGCCGGCAAAGAAAAAUGCUAAUGUAGUGAGCAAUACCAACAGUGCGCACGAUUCGCAACUCCCAGCUGCAGCCGUCCCAGUAAGCCAUGACGAUAGGCUCUCGGGUGGAAGCUGUUCCAAAACCAUCUUUAAGGUAGUGUGGGGGAAAAUUAGCACAAGGAAGCACAAGACCUGGGAAGGCGACGGUACGCUCGAAGUGUCCGGCAGAAGUGCGGUGUUGAAGGAUGAAGCGGGGAAAGUAAUCACCACGGCCAGCGGAUUAAAGAUCGACGAAGUGACGGAAGGUAUCCAGCUGGUGGUGGGUUCUAAGGAGGUGGAAGUUUUGGAGAAAUGCAAUGAAAAUCAACAACCAAGGUUGGAAAAAUCGUCAACCGUAGUGAGCAGUACUGGUGGUUCGACGAUUUGUUUGCCAGUGCCCUCGAUUGGUGGUUUUAAACCGCCAGUGCAAGUGGUGCGGGAUGAUGUUGAAGCGGAAGCACGAUCAGAAGCACCUCCCAGGAUUGAUGCUGUGCCGCUGGUUGAUACGACCAACUUUUCCCGCGAUAGUUCCUGUAGUGUGCAGAGCAAUUUUAAAUCGGUCUUUACAACCCGAGAAGACGAACAAGAGGCAGUGCAACCACUGAUUAUGAAGAAACCAUCGUUCGAACACCAAUUUCAACACAAUGCUCAAAAUGAAACGGUGGUGGAGGUGCAGGUCCCCCUCUGUGUUACACGCCACCUGCGACCGCACCAGCGCGAAGGUGUUGCCUUCCUGUACGAAUGUGUGACCGGGCUGAGAAUGCUGGAACCGGCCGGGUGCGGUGCAAUUUUGGCCGACGAAAUGGGGCUCGGUAAGACGCUGCAGUGCAUUGCGCUCAUGUAUACGCUGCUAAAGACCGGUCCGUACGGAAAACCGCUCGCCAAGCGUGUUCUGAUUGUCACCCCCAGCAGUUUGGUGGAUAACUGGGACCGAGAAAUUACCAAGUGGCUGCGAAGCGAGCGCAUUUUUACGUUCAUCGUUGGGCCAAACAAUAAGCUCAAACGGUACGCCCAGUCGCCGCACAUUCCCAUACUGAUCAUAUCGUACGAGAUGCUGGCAAAGCAGAUCGGUGAACUGGAGACGGUCAAGUUCGAUCUGAUGUUUUGCGACGAAGGGCACCGGUUAAAGAACAGCAACGUGAAGGCGUUCGGCGUGCUGAAUCGGUUGGAGUGCCGGCGCCGGGUGCUGCUAACCGGUACACCCAUACAGAACGAUCUGCAGGAAUUUUUCUCCCUAAUUAACUUUGUCAAUCCGGGAGCGAUCGGUACGUACCAGGAUUUCAAGGCACGUUACGAAACGCCCAUCGUUGUAUCGCAACGACCCGGCGUGUUGCCACAAUCGAUCGAGCUCGGGAUCGAGCGGCUAAACGAGCUGAACGCGAUAACGGGCCGCUUUGUGCUGAGGCGCACGCAGGAAGUGGUCAACCGAUAUCUGCCCGACAAGCACGAGGUGGUCGUGUUUUGCCAUCCGUCCGCGCUGCAGACGCAACUGACCCGAACGGCACUGUCGUUUUACGAGAGUGAAAAAGGUGCGGACAAUGCGGUCUCUCCGCUACAGUUAAUAACGAUUCUGAAAAAGAUCUGUAAUCACCCGUCGCUCGUGUCGGUACAGGGGAAGGGGGAUCCGGAAUCGUUGGUGCAUCUGCUGGCGGAACAGUUGCCACCCUGGCAGCGGAUGGGACCGACCGAUUCGGCCAAGCUGGGCAUUGUGGAGGCACUGCUGGAAGCAAUGCUGGCAAUGCAGGAAAAGAUCGUGAUCGUGUCGUACUAUAGCAAAACGCUCGAUAUGAUCGGUGGGUUGUGUGACCAUUACAACUACAAGUACUGUCGGUUGGACGGAUCGACGGCGGGUCCCGAUCGGUCCCGGAUCGUGGCCGCAUUCAACAACCCUGCCAACGAUAGUUUCAUACUGCUGCUUAGCGCCAAAGCAGGCGGUGCAGGGCUGAAUCUGAUCGGUGCUUCUCGGCUGGUGCUGUACGAUAAUGACUGGAACCCGGCCAACGACCUGCAAGCCAUGUCACGCGUGUGGCGUGAUGGCCAACGGAAGCCGGUGUUCAUUUACCGACUCCUGACCGCUUACUCCAUCGAGGAGCGGAUAUUUCAGCGACAAAUUUCGAAAACCUCCCUCAGCGGUACGGUGGUAGACCAGCGGCAAAACUUGAGCAAUCUCAAACUAUCCGAAGAAGAGCUGAAGGAUCUGUUCUCCAUCAUCGAUCCCAAUGCUGAGUCCGACUGUUUGACGCACAGUUUGCUCGAGUGUCCGUGUGCGGGUAUCGGUAACGCACCGGAUAGGGUGGCAGAACUGCCGGAAUUGUGCGACCCGCUGGAUGAUCUUACCAACGAAACAAACGAACCGAUAAGUCGCUUCCAGCUACGACCCACUGUUGGUGGUGGAGGCAAGCAUGGCAAGCUAGGUACGAAAAAGCACGCCCUCAAGAUGCAGGAACUAAUGCGCUGGGAACAUCACCGAUCGCCUGUGUCCGAACGGGUCCUGGAACAGCUCGGACUGGCUCGGAGUGCCGACGAGAUAGUGUUUUUGUUUCGAAACAUUGUAUCAGCACCGAAAUAAACGCACAAUGCACAAGUGGUACAAUUUUACCAUACCGCA
Molecule: messenger RNA, 2904 nt
Organism: Anopheles coluzzii
Lineage: Eukaryota; Metazoa; Arthropoda; Insecta; Diptera; Culicidae
Product: DNA repair and recombination protein RAD54B-like
Exons: 1
Coding region: 1-2865 (954 amino acids)
Biological process (GO): double-strand break repair via homologous recombination; reciprocal meiotic recombination
Cellular component (GO): nucleus
Molecular function (GO): ATP binding; DNA translocase activity; ATP-dependent chromatin remodeler activity
Source: RefSeq, a predicted model, not a curated record